This is a messenger RNA of Monomorium pharaonis (pharaoh ant), 641 nucleotides long. Its product is annotated as 40S ribosomal protein S19. Gene Ontology annotation, molecular function: structural constituent of ribosome; RNA binding. Gene Ontology annotation, cellular component: ribosome; cytosolic small ribosomal subunit. Gene Ontology annotation, biological process: ribosomal small subunit assembly; translation. The coding region runs from base 145 to 606 and encodes 153 amino acids. The transcript has 3 exons. Lineage: Eukaryota; Metazoa; Arthropoda; Insecta; Hymenoptera; Formicidae. The record is from RefSeq and is a predicted model, not a curated record.
GUUUUAAGUGCGGAAAGUGUAACGUAGUGCAAUUACGAAAAGUCCUUGCUGGUUGGGCCUGAGAGGAACUUGGAUCGAACAGGAUCGAAUAGUUCCGUAUUUAGCAAAUAUUAGCGAACGAAAUACGAAGAUCUACAUAAAAACAUGCCAUCCGUGACGUUAAAAGAUGUGGACCAGCAGAAAUUCGUGAAGGCGUUUGCAGCUUUCCUUAAAAAAACCGGUAAGAUGCGCGUGCCGGAAUGGGUAGACAUCGUGAAGACGGCCAAAUUCAAGGAAUUAGCACCUUAUGAUCCUGACUGGUACUACAUCAGGUGUGCAGCUCUGGUACGUCACAUUUAUAUCCGCAGUCCCAUCGGAGUUGGUGCGGUCACCAAGAUUUUUGGUGGACGCAAACGUAACGGCACCCAUCCCAGCCACUUCUGUCGGUCAGCGGGCAGUGUUGCACGCAAGGCGCUUCAAAGUUUGGAACAGUUGAAACUUAUUGAGAAGGCACCUCUCGGCGGACGAAAACUGACCAGUCAGGGACGUAGAGAUCUAGAUCGUAUCGCCGCGCAAGUUAAGGCCAAGACCAAAAAGCUUAAACUUCAAGAGACAAUUGUAAUUUAAUACUCUUUUCUUGCAAUAAAAUUAAGAAUGUAAAA